CUCCUUCUCGGUCUCUCUUCCCAUGGGUCGAGGCCGCCUGGAACUGUAUCCGGACUGCCUCACUUUCUCAUCCUCGCUCCCCCGCCCCUCCGACUCGCGCUUGUUUCACUUCGCCUCCUACGCUUUUCCUUUCAAUUACAGUACCAUGUGCAUAAUACUCGAGUCCCUCCCCCGUCCGUGAUCGAUUUGCGCUGCCAUUGUUGUAUGCGAGAAUGCAAACUGUGGUUGCUAGCAGAACCAGAUCGAUGACAACCCAAUCUUCGCUGUCAAAAUGGAUAUGAUGUCAAAUGGGCCCGCGACUUUUACGCCCGCCGCAGCUUCGGGCUCCGAUCUUCAUUCGACUACCAGCUCGACCGGUCCAACCCUCGCCGCGACGUCGACCUCUUCCCUAACCUCCCUCAAUGACUACUCCAACUUUCCCCUAGUCCGCCAGGGGGAUCGCACAUACCUCAGAGACCCCGAAAAUCUCUAUCCCCUCCCCUGCGAUCUUCAGGAGAUACAUCGUCAGACCCUGCGCUCGCUUAUGCUCAUGCGCGUCUUCGGGGGUCCCUUCUGCAACCCGCAAAUGGCCGACCGACCCCCCAAGCGGGUUCUAGAAAUCGCAUGUGGUUCAGGCCUCUGGUCCAGCAUGAGCCAUGAAUACUUCGUCCGCCGCGGCCACCGUAACGUGGUCUUCCAUGGUAUCGACGUUGUCUCUGUCGCCCCCGACCUGCGCAAAAAGGGUGUGCAUUGGCAGUUCCGACGACACGACCUCCGAAAGCCCCGCCUCCCUUUCCCGGACGACUAUUUCGACUUUGUCUUCAUUAAGGACGCAGGAAUGUGUCCAUCCAGCCCGGCCCAGCAAGCGUCCGGACUAAGCGAGCCACUGAGGGUCCUCAAAUCCGGCGGGAUUCUGGAAGUUUGGGAUUCCGACUGGGUAUUCCGAUCCUUGCUUCCCAACCCUGCGCCCGCCCGCAAAUUAGCGUCCAGGGAACAGGAGACGGCCGAUGCGACCGCAACUUACACGUUCUCCGCCGCGACCCCGUUCACAAGAGUGCAGAACAAGUUCUUCCAGGACUAUAACUCUUGGGUUGAAAAGGCUUUUGACCGUCGCAAAUUGACGGCGUUGCCGUGUGCCACAAUCGGUUUGUCUUUCAACUCAGAGGUAGAUGUUCUAGAGGGCGUGGAUAGUCGUCGCAUCGCUAUCCCGCUAGGAGAACUACGGUGGGAACGUGAAGGACAAGGGAAGGAUCCAGUGGGGUCGCGCAGGCAAUUGACCGCAGACCAGCUGUCCAUUCGGCGCACGGCCCUCUUGACAGUAAUUCAGAUGAUUGAAGGCAUGGAGCCUAUCCUCAUGGAAGCCAGUGGCAAGAGCAGAGAUGAAUGGGACAGAUGGUGGGCUGCCAUGAUCGCCGAUCUGUUCCAGAAGGGAGGCCUCGCGAACGGAGAGUGCUUAGAAGUAAGUGCUUGGUGGGGUCGGAAGAAAUGAACAGACUUCGGCGGAGAGGAUACGAACUCAACUGUUGGUGUUCUGGCGAACGCGGGAAAGAAAAAGACACGAAAAUCGUCGUGACCAUUGCUCUCUCAUAUUGGUGAUACCCCCACUUUUCUCCUUUCAAUUUCGCAUUUACUUUUUCUGUGUAAUCUUCUUGAGAACGUGUUGAUUAGGCCCACGACAAGUUGGACGGCCGGCAUCAUUUAUUAUCAUAGCGCUGUUUCAA
Aspergillus ibericus CBS 121593 is the source of this 1700-nucleotide messenger RNA. RefSeq names its product class I SAM-dependent methyltransferase. The record is from RefSeq and is a predicted model, not a curated record. Gene Ontology annotation, molecular function: methyltransferase activity. The coding region runs from base 272 to 1468 and encodes 398 amino acids. Lineage: Eukaryota; Fungi; Ascomycota; Eurotiomycetes; Eurotiales; Aspergillaceae. The transcript has a single exon.